CAGUUUUUCUGUCCAUUCUCACUUUACCUGUCAAUUCUCAGUUUGGUUACACCUUUAAAAUGGCAUCAAAAGUAAUAAAUUCUGACCAUAGAAAAAAAGAAACAGUUUUAAACUUGCAAAAAUAUAUGGAAAAGGCAAUACGUGUUAAAUUUAACGGUGGUCGAGAAGUCUCUGGUAUAUUGAAAGGAUAUGAUGCUUUAUUAAAUAUUGUAUUAGAUGGUACUACUGAAUAUUUAAGAGAUCCUGACGAUCCUUUAAAAAUAACUGAAGACACUCGUCCUUUAGGUCUAGUAGUUUGUAGAGGAACCACAGUUGUUUUAAUAUGUCCUGUAGAUGGCAUGGAAGAAAUUCCUAAUCCCUUUAUACAUCAAUCUUAACCACCUUUAAUUGAAUAUUUAUGUUGUAGAAUUGUUUUCUAAAAAAUAUUGUUAAUAUUAUAUAUUAGUAUAAAAAUAUUUAAUCCA
Gordionus sp. m RMFG-2023 is the source of this 464-nucleotide messenger RNA. Its product is annotated as U6 snRNA-associated Sm-like protein LSm7. The transcript is spliced from 4 exons. Gene Ontology annotation, biological process: mRNA splicing, via spliceosome; nuclear-transcribed mRNA catabolic process. The record is from RefSeq and is a predicted model, not a curated record. Gene Ontology annotation, cellular component: catalytic step 2 spliceosome; U6 snRNP; Lsm1-7-Pat1 complex. The coding region runs from base 60 to 377 and encodes 105 amino acids. NCBI's taxonomy places the organism in Eukaryota, Metazoa, Nematomorpha, Gordioida, Chordodea, Parachordodidae. Gene Ontology annotation, molecular function: RNA binding.